AUGGACCAGCGGGCUAGGCAGCAGCGGGCUCUGGCCCUCCUCCCGGUCUGCCUGGCCCUCACCUUCUCCGUCACAGCCAUGGGCAGCAGCUACUGGUGCGAGGGCACGCGGCGGGUGGCAAAGCCGCUGUGCCGGGAUCGUCCGGAGGUGCUGCACUGCAUCCACUUCAGCCGUGGAGGCAGCGACAACAGCAGCCAGGCCGUCCAGUACAUUUGGGAGAUGGGGGACGACAAGUUCGUCCAGCGCAGGUUCCACGUGGGGCUCUGGCAGUCGUGUGAGCAAACCCUUGGGAGCACAGGUGAAAACUGCAGAAGCUUCCAGAGUGUAAUACCAGCUGAAGAACAAGGUGUCUUGUGGCUGUCUAUCGGGGCUGAGGUCCUGAAUAUCCUACUGACAUUGACAAGUGCAGUCCUCCUGGGCUCCAGAGUGAGGCAUCACUCUGGGUUCCACUGGCUCAAGGUGGAUGCCUCAGUAGCCAUCCUCACGGUGCUUGCAGGGCUCCUAGCCAUGGUGGCCCACAUGAUGUACACAACCAUUUUUCAAAUCACUGUGAACCUUGGGCCAGAAGAUUGGAAGCCUCAGACGUGGGACUAUGGCUGGUCAUACUGCCUCGCCUGGGGUUCCUUUGCCCUGUGCAUGGUUGCAUCGGUCAUGGCCACAAGCAGAUACACAGCAGCCCGCCGGGACCUCGCAGAGAAAAAGAGCGGACAGAAGGGCGGUCGGCACGCUCCACCAGACUUCCAGAAACCCAAGGCUUCAGAAAGCGAAGCAGAAGCUGCUCCCAGCCCUGGGGGGUGUGCCCUCACCAGUGUAUCUAAGCACCUGCCUCCACAGGCUCCAGGCAAGGUGUCCAUGUGCUAG
This is a messenger RNA of Budorcas taxicolor (takin), 861 nucleotides long. It is a transcript of the gene GSG1L2, whose product is annotated as GSG1 like 2. The coding region runs from base 1 to 861 and encodes 286 amino acids. Gene Ontology annotation, cellular component: plasma membrane. The transcript has 5 exons. NCBI's taxonomy places the organism in Eukaryota, Metazoa, Chordata, Mammalia, Artiodactyla, Bovidae. The record is from RefSeq and is a predicted model, not a curated record.